AUGAAUACAUCAGUUACAUAUUGAGUUUUGCACAGUUGAGAGCUAAGCUUGUAUUAAUUACAAAAAUGCAUUUCAUUAAAUUAUGUGCUAUUACAAUAAUAACGAGCGCUCUGUGUUUAGCUCAAGCCAUAUACGAGAGUGACGUCAACUUUAGAAUUGAACCUGGAUCAAGAACGUGCUUCUUUGAGAAAGGGGAAAGCGGACAUAUUCUGGAAGUGUUUUACCAAGUGAUCGACGGUCAACACGGAGACUUGGACAUCUCCUUCGACGUCAUCGAUCCUAACGGUGUCAAGUUGAUUUCGGACUAUAAGAAACCCGAGAACUCGAUCAUCAUCGAGUUGGAUUACGACGGCGACUAUGCAUUCUGCAUGGACAACACGUACAGCGUCCUGAACUCCAAACUAGUGUUCGUUUAUGUUUCGAUAGAGGCCCCAGAAAAUAAAAAAGAUAAAGCGGCUCCAAUUACUUUUGUCGACGAUGCAGGCAAUGAGCGCAUAGUGGAGGAAGUUCUGCAGUGGAUGGGAACGGAUGAAAAUGGCAAAACGUAUUAUUUGGAUAUCGAAUUCAUAGCGGAGUCGUUGUUGCAUACACUGAAACUCGUGUUGAGGGCACGUCAUUUGCUCGAUCGAUACGGUGCGGCCAAAUCACGAGACAGCUACCUCGCCGUCGCAGACACGUUCAUAGUAGAUGUGUGGUCCGCUUUCCAGAUCACCUUUAUGUGUAUCAUUGGCAUGCUGCAGGUCUACAUGAUCAAACAGUUAUUCAAUAAGCCUUACACUGGAUUAGAUAAAAUGUAUUGAAACACGAUUUAGUAUCGAACGGUUUUUUAAUAAAUUACCUGGCAGUCCAGAGACAAAUA
Molecule: messenger RNA, 859 nt
Organism: Bombyx mandarina (wild silkworm)
Lineage: Eukaryota; Metazoa; Arthropoda; Insecta; Lepidoptera; Bombycidae
Product: transmembrane emp24 domain-containing protein 5
Source: RefSeq, a predicted model, not a curated record